Molecule: messenger RNA, 978 nt
Organism: Clavispora lusitaniae ATCC 42720
Lineage: Eukaryota; Fungi; Ascomycota; Pichiomycetes; Serinales; Metschnikowiaceae
Product: inorganic diphosphatase
Biological process (GO): phosphate-containing compound metabolic process
Cellular component (GO): nucleus; cytoplasm
Molecular function (GO): inorganic diphosphate phosphatase activity; magnesium ion binding
Source: RefSeq, a predicted model, not a curated record
AUGAUGCGCCGUUUUUUGUCGGCUAUGGGCCAAAACCGCUCCUUCGCUGAAAACAGGCUUCUUCUUACCGCCAAACACCUUCGACCUGAACAGUGGUCUAGACUGCUUUCACAAUACGCCUCGGCACAAGUUGGUCUGCGGUUCUCAUCGUCAUACAAGAACUAUGCCGUGCAAUCGGACGAGAACAAGAUUGUGUCGUAUUUCCACGAUAUUCCACUCUCUUUGGAUGUGGAGAAGCGCACUGUGAACAUGGUGGUGGAAGUUCCACGCUGGUCGAACGCCAAGUUUGAGAUCAGCACCUCUUUGGAAGGAAACCCGAUAGUUCAAGAUACAAAGAACGGGAAAGUUCGGUUUGUGCGCAACUUGUUCCCGUACCAUGGGUAUAUCCACAAUUAUGGCGCAUUGCUGCAAACGUGGGAAGAUCCAACGGUGAAAAGCAACGUGGAUGGUCUUGUAGGAGACGGUGAUCCGUUGGACGUUUGUGAAAUUGGAUCUCGUGUAUGGCCCACAGGCAGUGUACGCCAGGUGCGUGUUUUGGGAUCGUUGGCGCUUGUGGACGAUGGUGAAUUGGACUGGAAAGUAAUUGCUAUUGACACAGAAGACCCAUUGGCAGACGAGCUUUUUGACGUCCACGAUGUUUUCGUCAAAUGCCCUGGACUUCUAGAGGCAACAAGACAAUGGUUCAAGGACUACAAGAUUCCGGACGGAAAACCUCAGAAUCGUUUUGCUUUGGGCGGGAAAUACCGCACUCUGCAAGAAACCAUCGAGACUAUCGUGGAGUGUCAGGAAGCUUGGAAACGCUUAGUUAAUGGCGAAACAAAACCUUCGGGCGAUUUUUCUACAGCAAAUGUCGGUGUUCCAGACUCUGAGGGACAUGUUCUGCGCUUCUCGUUCAACGAUUCAGUCUUGGGUGCGGUGUGUGAACCAGAUACACCAAUUCCAGCCGAAGUGGAUCAACCUUUCUACGUGGUGACAUAG